Magallana angulata is the source of this 4552-nucleotide messenger RNA. RefSeq lists its product as uncharacterized. Gene Ontology annotation, cellular component: cytoplasmic ribonucleoprotein granule; nucleus. Gene Ontology annotation, molecular function: metal ion binding; mRNA binding; RNA endonuclease activity. Bases 412 to 3882 code for a protein of 1156 amino acids. Lineage: Eukaryota; Metazoa; Mollusca; Bivalvia; Ostreida; Ostreidae. The record is from RefSeq and is a predicted model, not a curated record. The transcript has 6 exons.
CUUAAACGCACAUAGCGGCGCGUGUAGUAGGUUUCUUAAGACUUCUACAGCCGCGAGCAAAUAUACGGUUUUUUUUGGCGUUAAAGUUGAUAUUUCUCCCCCAGAAUACUUACACUUUUGGAAAAUUAUACUGUGUCUAUUUUUCGACCAAUAAUUAAAGGUUUGUGAGCUUGCAAUAUGAACGUUUUCGGCUAGUAAAAGAAUAUAUUGAAUUAAAGUGAAAAUCGAGGAAAUUACAUACAUCUGAAGAAGAAGAAAAAAAAGACAAUUGUGAAAGUGCUAUAUUUCACCUACAGCGAUUUAGGAAUGGAGUACGCUUAGAUACAUAUUUAGAGCUACCUUGAAUCCGUAACGGCAGAUGGAGACUCAGUGAGUCGAAUUGUCCUGACCCUCUCUCAAUCUGAUUUCGCCAUGGUUCAGCAAUUCCAGUCGAGGGUUGAGAGGGACUCUCAAGCGGUAGUGGAUCUAUCGAAGGACAAUUCACAAGUGUGCAUCUUUGGGAAGAAGGAGAAUGUCAGCAUCGCCCAAGCCCUGAUAGACAGAAUGGUGAAGAAAGACAACAGCAUAUCGCCCUGUAUCGACAUACGAUUACGGGGAGGACAUGAUGAGAGUGGGUUUCAUGAAGGGUCAGAAUUUUCAUACAAGAACGGUUCAAGUAGUAGUGGAGGUGUAGACUUUAUGAAGGAAAAUGGGAGUUCAACCUGUGGUGAUGCAACAGAAAAGACGGAUAUAUCAUCGGUGAAACACCGUACAGUGGAAAGUGCUAAUAAAGUUUCAGAUGUCUCUGUGUCGGGGGGAAAGAGACCCCAACGGGCGCACGCUGCCCUGAAAAGGACCAUGUCGGUGGGGAUGGGUCCCCUUCCGUCAUCCCUAUCAGAGCCCCGAAAAAAUCCCCUGACCAAGACGGUGUCAUACGGCAAUGAACUGAGACUGGCCGAAAACUCGCUGUCCAGAUUAAAACUCUCUCAUCAGUCCUCGACUUCUUCAGACGACGAAGAAACGACUGACGAAGAAGAGUACAACACGAAGAUUGAGUUUGCGCUCAAGUUGGGAUAUUCCGAGUCACAGCUGGCAUCUGUGCUGAAGAAACUCGGCAACAAAGCGGGACAGAACGAGAUUCUGUCGGAACUGAUCAAGCUGAGCACAACGAGUGUGGACAGGGACUCAAAGAGCAGCGAUGAGGGGAACUCGAGUUUCUGUGCAAUGGAGGGUUCUUCAGAGAACCUUUUGAACUUCACCCCCGAGAACUGUUUCGACCUUUCGGAUUCUUCCUCAAAUUUUCGUCAUAUUGUUAUCGAUGGUAGCAAUGUUGCAAUGAGUCAUGGCAACAAGGAGAUCUUCUCGUGUCGAGGGAUACAGCUGGCUGUCGAUUGGUUCAGAGAACGAGGUCACCAAGCCAUCACCGUCUUCGUGCCUCAGUGGCGGAAAGAAACCUCACGCAUUGAUGCCAAAAUCACAGAUCAGGAGAUACUGUUUCAACUGGAAAAAGAGAAGAUUUUGGUGUUUACACCCGCACGCAGAAUCGGAGGAAAGAGAGUGGUGUGCUAUGAUGAUCGGUACAUCUUGAAUCUAGCGUCGGACAGCGGGGGCGUCGUGGUCUCUAACGAUAACUACCGGGAUCUGGUCAGCGAAAAACCAGAGUACCGCAAAGUGGUGGAAGAGAGGCUUCUGAUGUACUCCUUUGUCAAUGACAGGUUCAUGCCUCCAGACGACCCGUUGGGCCGGCAUGGUCCGAGUCUGGACAACUUCCUGUCUAAGGAACCCCGCCAGCCAGAGCCACUGCCUCCGAUCUGUCCGUACGGCAGCAGGAAGUGCACCUACGGAAACAAGUGCAAGUUCUAUCACCCGGAGCGGGGCAACAUGCCCCACAAGAUGGUCAACGAGAAGCUGGCGGAACAGGCCAAACAAAAAAUCCAGGAGGCACGGGAAAAUCGCAAAACCCAGGAUGGAAGUAAAUCUAAGCAACCUUUGUGCAAGAAACCUUCCCGAGGUAAGAUGGCCGUGUCAAGGACACAGUCACUUACCCCCAAAACUCACCCCGACAGCCUGGGAGCAGAAGCCCCGGUCAAACGCCACAGUGGGGACUUUGGCGAGGUGACGGUAAACAUCGACAGCCGGGACCUGGAGAAUGACGAGAAGUGGAAGAGUUACAACGAGAAACUGUCCGAGCACCGGAAACAGAUGGAGCAGGCGGAUAUAGAACACCAGAGACAGAGAUCUGACGCCAAGGAAUCUCAGUUCAGCAUGGUCACAAUGCAGAGUAUGGAGCCGUUCAACAUGGCCAGUAAAAUGGAGCAGCAAUGUGGGUCAAGGUCGUCCUCUCCCAUGCAGAGGUCAACACCGUCCCCGCAGCUGAUGCUGCAGAACGAGGAAUUUCUCAGCGGGCACUUGAUGCUGGCCAAGAAACUUUCGGACGAGGCCGGGGAGACUAAAUCCCACAAGUCAGAGGAGAGACUAUUUAACCGAAGCCCUCCCAUAGGUUACCAUGGUAACAGCCCGUUGGCCACGCCUGUGAAGCAGAACAAGCCCCCCUCACAACAACAACAACAACACCAACCGCUACUAAUGAAUCAACAGCUCCCUCCCCCUCCUCCUCCAUCACACCAGCCCAUCUCUCAACAGUUUUCCCAUCCAGUGCCCAUGCAGCACCAGCAUCAGAAACUCAGCAGGCAGUAUUCUCUGCAAGGACCUCAGGACCCUCGCCUUCAGCGUGGCCAAAUGGCUCCAGCAGCACAUUCCACCAGGACACCUUUUCCGCAAGAAAACUACGGAGCAUUUGGGCUGGCAAGGAAUCCCUUUUCAUCAUCAGAAAACUUUUCCACCCCUCCUCCUCCCUUUAGCGGCAGGCCCGAGCAUCGUUACUUGGGAGAAGAAAGCGAGCAUGCAGCUCUUGCCAGAAUGCAAAGUGCGCCAGAGACGCUUUUCACGAGGAAUGACAAUAACUCGCACAAGAGAUUCGGGAGAAUGGUCCGUCAAAACAGUUCGUCGGACACGCAACUCCACCUUCUUGGAGACCUGGAUCUCGGUCCGAACGAAUACAGCUUAUUUCCUGCGGAGGUCCUGGAUUUCAACAGAAGAUGUCAGCAAAAUCAACAGUUCUCCUCUGGUAUGAAUGCACAGCGAAUGGGAGAUCCUAAUCGUCAGUUGAAAACCAGGGCAGUGGGUUAUACAAAACAAGAAUAUCGGUCGCAGCACGACAAUGGAGAAACCAAAUGGACUUUUGAGCCAGUCUUGGAGCAUGGUGCCGCCUAUAAGAGCCAGUUUUCUGGAAUCCAGGGCAUCGAUGCGUUUGAAUCGGACUAUCCACCCACCCCGUCAUGGCAAAACCAGGACCAGUUAAAAUUCCCAGUGCAAGAAUCUUAUCACUGUCCACAACAACCUUAUGAUAUAUUUCACGAGUAUGGAGGACUACCUUUCUCCCAACCACACAGAACUGUAGAGCAUUGUCAAUCAGGGGGCUUCAGUUUUCAGACACCAACUUCCAAUUUACAUGCGGCCCCCUCCAACUUUUGUGAAAGUCAACAACAUUCCAUGUUACAGAACCCCCCCUCCUCCUCCUCUUGUGGCAAACAAAACAUUGGGGUCAUAGGUCAAGAACACAAACAGAGCCUGUCCAGAACGUCGUCGGCAAAUCUAGGCGGCCAUCCAGCCCCCAAUCAGCAAAGUUCGGCCAUGAACGCAAUGGCUUCGCCGAUGAUGGAAGGCAACGGAAGUCGACCAAAGUUCACGGAUUUCUCCCCCAUCCAGCCGACCGACAGUAGAUACAAUCUUUACUACCAUUUGUGCGGACUCUUUCCCGAGCCGAAAGUGAGAAAAGUGAUGAACGAGCACCCUGAGGAGACAAGUCCCCAGGUGUUGUGUGCACUCAUCAUUGGCAUGUGAUAACGUUGCGAUGUGAUACAUUUUCAGACACAGGAGACAUGAACUUCAGCUAACGUGCUCUGAUGAAAAAAACUGUGAUGUGGAAAUGGUGCAGGUCUAUUAAUGAAUGUUGAAUUGAAAUUACCAUGUUUUUUUACAAGGUUUGGUUAUCCUAUGAUAAACUGAGCUGAUUUUGUUCUCCCUCUUUUUAAAAGCAAGUUUAAUUUUUUGGAGUUAUGAAAUUGUACAAAUGUGAAUAUGUACUGAUACCAUAGAUCUUUAAGUUUUAAUGUACGUUACUUAUAUAAUGUUCAAAGGAAUCUUUGAAAACUUAUCAUUUUAAGAUGAAAUUGAUUAUUGUACAAAAUUAAUUUAUAAUUGAAUUAUUUUAUAACAUAUACUAUGAAUGAAAUGAACCAAGUUCAAUUCUAAAAUGUGGUGCCGUUUAUAACAACCAAUUACUACAGAGUUUAAAAUAACUUGUACAUUUAUUUACAUAUUUACAUGUAGAUAGCUGUAUUGCCAUAUCUGUGACAUAUUGUCCUAUAAUUUUGCAAUUUAUUUUUUUUUUAUGUGCAGUACAUUGUAUUUUAAAUGUGUGAUAUUCACAACACCUGAUACUGCAGCUUUUGAAAAGGAUAUCAGAAUUUUACCUAAAGUAAAUAAAGUAUUUGGAAUUUUGAAAAAAAAA